Molecule: messenger RNA, 1857 nt
Organism: Giardia duodenalis
Lineage: Eukaryota; Fornicata; Diplomonadida; Hexamitidae
Product: PHD zinc finger domain-containing protein
Exons: 1
Coding region: 1-1857 (618 amino acids)
Source: RefSeq, a predicted model, not a curated record
AUGGAGGAAGAGCGCGAGUCUAGCAUCUCACUCACUCCGGAGACGCGCAACAACGUCGAGGCAUGUCACUAUUACCUUCAACAGAUGUACCGCCGCCUGCAGCCACGACUUAUUCAAGUGUUUGGCACAAGUGUCUCCAUUGUUAACGAACAUCUCAACGAGCUCAGAAAACUUCCAGCAGGUGCCCAACAGUCUGACUUGUGUAUCCUAUGCUCUAAUCACAAGUGUGAGCUCAUUGAAACAGGUGGUGACUGGAUACAAUGUGAUCUUUGUAAGGAGUGGCUCCAUCAACAGUGUGAUGGUAUCUACAACGCAUUGCUAGCUGAAAAGAUUCACUACACUUGCCCACGGUGUAGGGUAAUCUUUUGUAGGCCACAUCCAGGUAUUCAGUAUCCACAACUCCUACAUGACCCUGCAGCACUACAGGUAACAGAAGUAGUGCUUGACAACAAAAGGAAGUUAUCUCGAGACAAGAAGAUGAUAGCUGGUAAGAAGUCGUCCUCUCGACGCCGGACAAAAGGCGAAGACAGCGAAUCAUCGGCCGAGAACGUUAAGGCCAGCACCAUAGACGUUCCUCCUGUUGAGGAGAUACAUGUAGCCAGAAAAACAGACACGUUUGUAUUUCAGAUACCUGUCGCCGAGUAUUAUCCUCGUACGCAGCGAGACGGUCAGACCGGUGGGCGGCGCUCAAAACAAGGAAAAGAGACCAGCAUGACGCCACAGGUAAUAGAUAGCUAUGUCAAUGCUGCAUUCAACUCCUUGAGGAUAGGCAACUCUACCCCAUACACUACUGUGCAGGAUUUGUAUCUUGCUGCGCAAGUAGCCGAUCCGGAUCUACCCUCCCUCCCCCUCGGUAAGCUCAAGAAUACUCUCAUAAGUGACACUGUGCAUCCUGGCAACUUUGCGUCCCUUUUUCUAAACUGCUUCUAUGAACUCACAAAGUCGGGACGUGCCGUUGUCCAGAGCCCAGACAGUACAAGGAGCGAAAACUCCAGACGGGAGGAACUGAUCACCGGUCUUCUCGAGACCCUCCUCCCUGCAAAUCAGAUCUUUUACACGACCCUCUUCCCCAUCCUCCCCAUGGACCACGACCUACGCAUUAAUGUAGCCAUUUCCAUCUUCGACAACUUACUACUAAGCCUAGAGCGGCAGAGGUUUCGUUAUCUUCGGAUGCUUAUUCCAGUUGCGUUAAAUUGUCUUCUUGUGUUCUACAAGACCACACUGCUUCCCGGUGAGGGUGAGCCAAAGUGGUCUUUUCCUGCAGACACAGAUGCCAUCAUUGAAAGGGUUGUCGAAAGAUUACAGCAGUGUGACCUGACAGACGUUGAGCUGUCGUUAUCAAGCUACCUACCCUGGGAGAAACUGCUGUGUGAGCCGAAUGAAAUUGACAUAAAUAGUAAUGAGGUACCAGAUUUGCUGACCAAGCGUCAAUGGUACGACUUGAAAAUGAGGGGAGUAUUGCCAUUCAAGAACGUGGGAAUUGUUCGUGCAGCUCUCCUGCAUGCGAUAGUCAACGCAAACUUAGGGAUAAUAGUUCUCGAUAAGGCAUUUGGACGUGAAGUGACGGAUCACCUUAUCCGUUUCGGCGUGAGCAGUGGCAGGGCUAUGAUUGUGUCUUACGCAUCCAACUCUUCUUUUGAUGCCAUGCUGGAGACUGGCUGCGUAUAUGAAACCACAAGCUUUCGGCCUGCAAGCAAUCUGGCCACCAUUCAGGACGCACUCAAGGAUGACGAGAGCAUCAUGGACUGGGAUGUUCUAGAAACCCCAACGUCUGUAGUCUGGGCUCUCUCUUUUAUUGGAGACGAGCUUCAAAGGUUAGAGGACGCCAAGGUAAUUGAGCCAUCAACCUUUGUCUGA